This is a messenger RNA of Brassica napus (rape), 22371 nucleotides long. RefSeq lists its product as uncharacterized. The transcript is spliced from 3 exons. NCBI's taxonomy places the organism in Eukaryota, Viridiplantae, Streptophyta, Magnoliopsida, Brassicales, Brassicaceae. The coding region runs from base 12841 to 13782 and encodes 313 amino acids. The record is from RefSeq and is a predicted model, not a curated record.
GAGAUGGUGCGUGGACCAGAGUAUGUUGUGAAGUCAUAUCCGAGAUUUUGUACUCGAGGAUAUGCAUUCACAACUCAAAAGAGGAGACGUUCGAGUACGACUUAUGAUGCUGGCAUUUGUUCUGCAUCUGGAGAUGAUGUAUACUACGGAAACAUACGGGAGAUUAUGGAAAUCAAGUAUCCGGGCAUGGUUGGAUUGCGUUGUACUGUUUUUUAUUGUGAUUGGUACGACAAAACUCCAGAUCGAGGUGUGAGAACAGAUGCAUUUGGUGUUACAUCAGUACAUUCGAGGCGAAAGUUGCAAUAUUAUGAUCCUUUCAUUCUUGCUUCUCAGGCCGAUCAGGUAAUUAAAUAUAAAUAUAUCAAUUAUUCAUAAUGAUUCAUCAUCAUGUGUAUUAAUAACACUUAUUUACAAAUUAAAUAAUUUUUUAAAUGUUACAGGUCUGUUAUAUCAAGUACCCCCGGGUUAGGAACAGAGAUGAUCCAUGGGUCACUGUUACUUCACUCAACCUGAGAGGCCGAGUUCAGGGAAGUUCUGAGCUGGAAGACCCACUACAACCAAGCACAUCCGGUAACUUAAAUGCAGCAGAAGAUUUAGUUGCAGUUGGCCUUGUAGUCGAUUUAACCGACUUUGGAGAUGAAGCCGUCGUUCAGCCACUGUCGGGAUUCUUCAUUUCCCGCUCCGGUUUUUGCUCCCGCUGCUGCACCCUCUCCCGUUGCUGCACCCCCUCCCAUUGCUGCACCCCCUCCCGCUCCUCCAGUCGUUCCGGGAGUGAUGACUGUUGCCCAGUUGGUUCAACAGCCCGGUCGUGAGCAUCUUCCCUAUCUCACUCCGUGUCCAAAGGGACGACUUCAAACAUGGUAAUUUAAAGUCUUUUUUUUUCCUUUCAUUAAAAUUUGAUUCAUUAUUAAUAAUUUGUUUCUUAUAUUAGGUUCAACCGAUCCGGGAACGGGAUCAGCGCAUGGAUCAACAAUAUGAUGUACUCGAACCUCAGCAAGGGAUAUCCGACUUUCACUCACUUCCCUGCCGAGGACCAGGAGAUGUGGUUUCGUCAGUUUGCGCAAGAGUUCACCUGGAAUCCCGAUCACACGAACUUUAUCCUUGACGCCUUCGUCCAUAAAGUUAUGGACAACUAUGGGAAGCAGAUCUACGAGUGGAAGCAGAAGUGGCUCAUCAACCAGGUUUUUUUUAAUUUAUUAAACAAUUUUUUGAAUUUAUUAAACUAGUUUUGGAUUUAUUAAACUAUUUUAUAUUUUUUAUUAAAAGGUCCCGAAGUCGAUUAACAGCACGGUCUGGGAGGAGUUGUGUGUGCAUUGGGAUAAGGACGAGACGAAAGCUACCUCUGUGACCAACUCCGCCAACCGAAAGAGCGAUCGUGGCGGGAAGGGCAUGUACAAGCACAAUUUGGGUGCCCAGAUUAUUGCCACUCUGGGGGAUCGCUUGGUAAGUUCAAUCUCUCUCUUUUUUUUUAAUUAUUUAAGUAUUUUAUUUUAAUUUUUAUGCAUUUCUUCUAAUUUCUAAUGUUUGUUUAACUUUUGUUUUUUUCAAGGCGGAUGAAAAUGAUGGCGAGCCGGUUGAUGAUUUCGUCCUAAUGAAGACGGCGCAUACCAACAAGCACACCGGGGAGAUUGAUGAUGGUGUUGUGAGGGAUGUGCUCAGCCUGAUCGAAACUCAGAAGGAAGACGAAGAGACCCGUCUAUCUCAGCUUCAAACCGACCUGGACGCCACUUCGACGGCUUCGACCAACUUGUCCCGGAUUCGAAUCAACGAAAUCGUUGAAUCGUCGGUUCCAAAGAAGAAGGGACGUUUGGUCGGUUUGGGUCGUCGAGCCCGGUCGGUUCCUCCUUCUGCACCACAGCCCUAUGUUGAUCCAGAAGUGCUUAUGGACCCGUUGAAGGACAAAGAUGACCGCAUAUCUGCGUUGGAGCAAAAGAUGGCGGAUCAAGAGGCGGGAUGGGAGGCAACGAGGAAGCAGAACGAGCAAAUGAUGGAGAUGAUGAAGAGGAUGUACCCGAACGAGCCGUUCCCGUAGUUUCUUUCUUUUUUUUUCAAAAACUCUGAAUGUUUUAUUUUGGUAUGUAAAACUUUGAAUAUUAUCAUGUUUUCUAUUUCAAUUUUAAUUUUAUUUUUUCGAAUUUCAAUUAAAAAAAUAAAUUUUUAAUUUUUUAAAAAAAAUUAUUUUUGGGAACAUUCCGAGGAAGUGUAUCCCUCGCGAUAUUCCGACGACAACUUCCUCGGAAUUUUCCGAGGGACAUAUCUCCUCAGAAUAUCCCGACGGAUACACUUCCUCGGAAUAUUCCGACGGCAAAGGUUUCUCGGAAUAUUCCGACGGCCGAUGUUCGUCGGAAUAUUCCGAUACCUCUUUUCUCUCAGAAUGUUUCCGAGGACCGUUCCAUCGGAAAUAUCCGAGGAGAUACCGAGGAACAGUCCUAGGAAAUGUUUCUUCGGAAUGUCCUCGGAAUCUUUAAUUCUCGGUAUUCCCUUGGAAUUUUCCGAGGAAAUUCCGAGGAAAUUUUACUUUCCGACGAGAAAUUUCCGACGACCAUUCUCGUCGGUAUGUCCUCGGAAUAACGGUAUUCCAAGGACAUACCGACGAGAAUGGUCGUCGGAAUCCCGGUGUUUUCUUGUAGUGGUGAGAGAUUUGUGAUUGGAACUCCAUUUGAUUCAUCUAUUCUAUUCUAUGCAGUUUUCAUUUACAUUUUGUGUCAUGAAAUGCUUAGCUAUGUCUGAGUAGUUCACUUGUUAGAUUCAGGGUUCAAAUAGGUUAGAGGGAUUAGCCCCAACUAUUGAUUGCUAUGUUGUGGUAUUUAUUGAUAGAUUGAUCUUAAUGCUUGUUCUAGAUUAGCUACCUAGAAUAUUGAAUCUAGGAAUCUGCAUGAGUCAAGCAACCUUGACCAUCCAGUCCUGAAUCUAAUCUGUCAGACUAGACGAUAGGAAAAAGUCUACCGCUGAACCAGGAAGCUAGUGGUCAUUAUCAACUUGCGCCUAGGGCUAAACUAGAAGCAUCGAUCGAUACUGUCUUCUGACAAUCGAUCGAUCUUGCGAAAGGUGUAUCGAUCGAUGCCCCUAUAGGACCAUCGAUCGACACUUUCUUGUGGUCAAAAAACGACAGUUGAGAUCCAAGAUCUAGUUAGUUAACUAGUGAAACAUUGCCAUUGCUGAUCACUGUGUUAAGGGGUUGAGUUCUAACAUAUAAUGCAAGCAACUGAUAGGCAUCUAUAGGAUUAUAAUCUCCAACACCUGAAUAGAAACCCUGCAUCUAAUAUCUUUCCAAUAAGUUACACCCCCAAUCAUCUUGUUAGUCGAGCAAUAGACUUGCUCAUUUAGGAUUGCUAUUUACUUUUAAACCAAUAAAUAACAAAAACCUUAGAAUUAAUAAUCAUGUAGAUUUAAUAGGUUCCCUAGCUCCUUGUGGAUUCGAUCCCUAAGUACUACAAUUGAACCUCUUAUUUGAGAGAGUAAUUCACUCCUUAGGGUAAUUUGAGUGGUAUCAAUCGAUAUUCCUCUAGAAUCAUCGAUCGACACUUAGAUCCGGUCAAUACCCAAACGUAGAAAGCGAACGCCGAUUGGUUUGUUCAUAAGCGUUUGAGCUCUAUAAUAUCAUGCAUACAACUGUUAGGCAUCUGUAGGAUUAUAAUCAUGAUUACCAAAAUAGAAAAUCUAAGUCUAGCUAUUUCAUUUAAGUACCAAAGACCCAAUCAAACCAAUCGAGAAACUGCCUUGCUCACAACCUGCUAUUUACAUUUAAACAUAAUCAACCUAGCUUAAUCACUCUGAUUAGAUUUAUUAAGUUUCCUAGCUCCUUGUGGAUUCGAUCCCUAAAUUUGGCGCCGUUACCGGGGAGCUUUGAUCGCCUAUAGAUAUGGUCUGAUUUUGUCUUGGUUACUUCUUUAAAUCACUUUCUGACAUAAAUUUUUUCUUGUCUUUUCAGGUACAUGCCUAACAGUACCAGAAGCAACAAGGAAACACCACUACUAUUCUCUUCAGAUCCUGCAAGCUGGGAACGUUCGAUCCGCAAAGGAAGACGCUUUCAUUGAUCGACAACAACACUAGUUCAUCGCUCGACACUCUCCAACCACCGUUGACCCAAACACCAAUUUCGUCGACGGACACUCGCUCACCACCAUCGACCGAAGCAACUCUUUUGUCGACCGAUAUCCUCCAUCCACAUCGAUCGAUACUUCAUCCCAAAAAUUGAUCGAUACUGAGCCGCGAGACAUGGUUGCCACUUUAGUUCUUGUGCGAGAUGAGAAUGGAGACCUGCAUGACCUGGAGGGUCAUCUGCGUAAUGCAGCAGGCCAGCGGAUAGAUGCUCAGGGGACUGUAAUCCAUGAGCCCGAUACUGAUGCUACAAGAGCUGCUCAGCCUGUAGAUGAGGCUGCUCGACCCAUAAAGUUUGCUGAUUACAACCGUACAGAUCAGUUCUAUCCCAACAGAUCAGCUAUUCAUCCUCCAACUAUCCAGAAAGGCGAUUUCGAGUUGAAGCCACGGUACUACACACUCGUGGGACAGACACCCUAAUGUGGGAUAUCUCACGAGCAUCCUAUGGACCAACUGGAGAGGUUUGAGGAUCUUAUAUCUGCUAUCAAAGUCAAUGGAGUCCCUGAGGACCACCUAUUCUGCAAGCUCUUCAAGUACUCACUUGCUGGAGAGGCUUCGCAUUGGCUUAAGCAGUUACCACCAGGAUCCCUUACAUCCUGGGCCAACAUCAAGAAUGCAUUCCUGCGUAACUUCUUUGAUCAGGCACAUGCUGAAGACUUGAGGAGCAAGAUUGCUACAUGAGCCUACAAAGUCAUUUAGAAGUUCUGGAUCAGAUUCAAGUCCUACCAAAGGGAUUAUCCAAACCAUGGAUUCAAUGAAGUAUAGCUGCUCAGUAAUUUCUUCAGAGGCAUCAAAGCACAGUAUCAGAUGGCUCUUGAUGCAUCUAGCGAAGGGAAUUUCAACACUAGAAAUCUAGAUGAAGCUGUGAGACUUAUUGAGAACUUGGUAUCCAUCAAUAACACCAAGAACACUGAUUUUGAGAGGAGGAAAUCUGCAGCCAUCCUUGGGAAGGUGCAGAUGGAUGAGGUGAAAGCAAAGCUGGACAGUCUUCACAAGCUUCUCAGGAAGUAGGCUUGCUUAUUGGAGGAUGCAGAUGCUGUAGUUACAGAGGGUAGAGCAGAAGUAAAGGAGGAUGUGAACUUCAUCAGUGGAACUGGAUUCCAGGGUUCUGAAAACAAGAGUGUAAACAGAAACUUCUAUGGCAAUGGACAUAUGAGUAACUUCAAAUAGAGUUCACAGUACCAGAAACCCUACAGCCAGAACUACAGCAGCAACAACAAUAGGAGUUAUGAAAACUAAUCUUACCAGGAACCACCACCACCCACUCAGGAGAGCAAUAUUGAAUCAAUGCUUGAUAGAGUUCUUGAAGGACAGCAUAACCUGACGGUGAACUUCAAUGGGAAGAACGAUUAUGCCUACAACAACCUGAACACAAAGUUUGAAACUUUGAGCACUCAUGUGAAAAAGCUGGAGAUGCAGGUAGUUCAGACAGGGGAAGCUGUUAAGAAGCAAGAAGCUUCAGCAAUGGGGUAGGAGAUGAUGCAAUGAAACACCACGUGAAUGCCAUCAUGGAUGAUGACUUCUGGCAAGUGGUGAAGCAUGAGAAGCUACAUGAAGGAGAUUUUGAAGUCGAAAGCUCGAUGAGUUUUGGCAGAUCGCAUUGGUGUCGAUCGACGCCAGACUUCGAACAUCGAUCGACGGAUUGCAACCAGAACUGAUCGAAAAGCUUACCAGAGCAUCGUUCGACGACACCUACAGAGUCGCCUGCAUUGUGCAAUGCCGUGAGGAUCAUGACUCACAAGGAGUUCACAGCUAGACACUUAAAUCCGCCCAGCCCUGUUUAUGUCAACAUCGAUCGGCAAAAUGAGCCAGCCAUCGAUCGACAAUGAGAGACCACCACUGAUCGACAACAUCCAGCGCCCAUCGAUCGGCGAGCACCUCUCACAUUCCGAGUGCAGUUACCAAAGAUCGACAGCGCACAAAUCAAUGCACUCAGGCCACAACCAAAACCUUCAGACAACCCACCAGAGACCACCAGUACACAUUCAGAAGAUGCACCAGAGCCUAUGCAAGUUGAUAAGGGUACUAUAGGGAAAACCUUGAGGAAGAGAAAGGACAAGGUUGCUAAGCAUCUGAAGAGAGGAGCUAAUGAGAAGGAGAUGGAUAGUUUUCGUAAGAGAGUCUUUAGGAUUCUACUGGAAAAAUCAUUCGAGGAGGCCUACGUUACCCACAGAUUGUGGAUGUUCUUCAGAGAGACCAAGGAGGCUGAAGAGGACAUUAGGAGAAUGUUCCAUUAGGCUAGAUAUAAGAUGAAGAAUGUGAUUACACUGAAGAAGAAGAGUGAUCCUGGGAAGUUUGCAAUACCAUGUCUGGUGAAGGGUAUUGAGUUCCCACAUGCAUUAUGUGACACAGGAGCAUCAAUCAGCAUUCUACCUAGGGUUAUGGCAAACCAUCUAGGUUUGAAGGUAGAGCCUUCCAAGGAAUCGUUCACUUUUGUGUAUUGUUCUCAAAGGAACUUAAGAAGGAUUGCAGAGACCUUGAAUGCAGAUUGGUACUGCCCUAGUUCCAGUAGAUUUCCAUGUCUUCGAUAUCAAGUUGAAGUGGAACUCUUCUUUGUUACUUGGAAGAGCUUUCUUGUCAACAAUAUGAGCAAUAUGCAACAUGCAAACCAACCAGUUGUGCCUGGCGCUCAUAGAUCCGCAUGUCUAUUAUGAUCCAAGUCCAGUUAUGAAGCCACAGACGUCCUCCUGAAGAAUCGAUGAUCCAGGACUCAUAGCAGCAUGUCACUGUGGAGCUGAGUAAGAGACAGAGUAAUCCGCGUCGAUCAAAACUCACACACCAACAUCGAUUGACUGUCCGAAAUCGAUCGAAAAUCAACCAGAAGAAUCGAUCGACAGUUCAUCCACAGCAGCACGUGACGAUUAGCCACCACAUUGUUAUCUGAGUUUUGCACUCGAAGCCGCUACAUCAUCACAGCAUCUAGAUGAGUAUGAUGAGGAUUAUGAGGGGGAACGAGUUACAGAGUAUCAAGGUAUUCGUGCUGAGGAAGAUAGACUUCUCCACCAUUCCUAUCGGAUAAGGAAUACGAAGUCGAUCGACAGAACCAUCCCAACAUUGAUCGACACUCAUCAUCACCAGACAAAUUGUAAACGAGCAUCGACCGACAUUGCCUACUACACAUCGAUCAACAAUGGAGUUGACCGUGCACAAGAAGGAAACUAUUCAAUUGGCAGUUGGGCAUAUGAUCACUAUCAUGAGAGCUACGCAAGAGAAAGAGCAAUACAUGAGCCGGGAGCAGAUGAGUAACAUGAAGGUUUCACUACCGAGGAACUGCUCAACCACCAGGAACGCUCAGAUACAGAUUCACUCUUUGCAGAAGUUUGUGGAAGAAGCACUCGUUUCUGUCGUCCUUUCACCAGAGCUAAACGCCCAUCGAUCGACAAAAAAGUUUCAACAUUGAUCGACAACCGUCCAAAACCACCAUCAACUGUAAGUGCAAAAGCUAAACAAAAUAAUAACUAUCUAACACUGGAUGAGUUUGGUAUUUUCAAGGAUCCAGAAGGCUAUGCAAGAGCAAUGAAUGGACACGAUUGCAAGUAUCCAGAGAGGACAUUCCAGAUAUCCUUCUAAUGGCUAAUGGCUAAUGGAGCAGAAAAUCUCUUCAUGCAACGACACAACCCUCUAGAGCACCAGCAUAGAGUUAUAAACGAGUUCUAUGACCCAACUGGUGGACUAGAUGAUCGUUUCAAGCCAAAGUGUCGACAACAUACUCGACUGUUGAUCGACAUCAGAGUCCCAACAUUGAUCGACCGACGUCCAGAGUUCGGAAAAAGAGCCUACGACCGUGAUGGAACAAGGAAAUUCCACUGGGAAGGGAAUGAUGAGUAUGGGGUCUACAGAGAUGAUCAUGAACAUGCACGAAAUGUAAAAGGACACAUCAUCCAUGUAUCUAAGGAUGAUAUAAGAAAUCUUCUGGUAAGAGCCUCAAUGGAUGAACACAGCUACAUAUGUCUUCCAGAGCAUGCACGGUCAUUCACCCAGACCAAGCUAGUACCAGAAAUCUUCACCAACAAUGAGAUAAAUGAGAUGCUUUAUGGAAUCUGUGGAGUCCAGGAAAAGAAUGAUGAUGAUUUCCAAAUGAAUCUUGAUGGUUUCUAAUACCCAUUGAAUGAUAGUAUUAGUUGGUUGACUACAUGCAUGGAGAGAUGAGGCAAGACAUAGUCAGAAUGCAGACACAGCGUGCGGCCGAAGCAAUUACACCAGCAUUGAUCGACAGAAACAUCUCGAUAUCGAUCGACGAUGAACUGUCACAAUCAAAUCCGAUGAAGUCUCGACCAGAUACUUACACUAGAGCAGAGAUUGAUCAGAUAGUAGAAGAGAUCUACAAAACUAUGGGAGCCCCAGAAGAGAGGCUUGAUAGGAGAUGUGAUGACAUCUAUUUCCCAUGGGACAUCACCAUCAGUUCUUUGACUUCUCAGACAUAAGCAAUGCAGAGGGAGAUAGUGGAGCUUCAGAGAUACAUCGCGUGUCGUCCAGAGGCAUCGACAGGCGCAUCAACAUAUCGACCGACAGUCACAGAAGAACAUCGAUCGACAAAACCACACCAACAAACCGAGGAGAGCUAGUAACAAAGGUGAAAUUAGAUAUGUCUGAUACAAAAAAACAUGGAGAGGAGAUCUCAGCUGACACAUACGCCAGACUUGUGAUACAUCAGUUCAAACUUGAAUGACUUGGAGACAGACUGCAGAAGAUAGAAAAUACAACUGCAAGAAUGAAAGUCAAAUGGUGCAGAGGAGAUGAGGCAGUGAAAGACUUCACUGGUACAUGGUUCAACAAGAGCAGAGAAGAGAUGGAGACUUGCUUCCCAGCAAGUACCUGUUUUCCACAUUACUAGCCAAAUCAACUCCAAUGUCAAGCUAAAUGACUAUAAUAAAGCGCUGAGUGGGAGGCAACCCACUAUUAGGUAAUUUUAAUUGGUUUUCAUUAGUUUAGUACUUAUGCCCGUUUUUGAAUUUUUGCAGGUCAUUAAAAAAAAACAGAUCCAAGUAGACGAUUGCCAAGAAUAUCAAACGAUGAGAUCCAGCCGAUAUCAAUCGACAGAACAUCACCUGCCGAGACCGAUGACAACAACAACACAUCAAUCGAUAUUUAUUCCGGUCUGGUAUAUCGUUCUUACUUGUUAAAUGGAGUCCUUUUGCUUUAGUUAUCACCACAACAUGAUAGGCCAUGGAUUUUACCCACUUUUAGUCGUGGUUUAUAAGUGUUUUAAUAACUAAUUACUAUGUUGUAGAGUCUAUUUAGUAUAUUUAUAGGAUCAGGAGUGCUUUGGAAGAAAGUGAUGAUUUUGGAGCAUUUUGGAGACAAUUGGAGAGAGCAUCCGAGCUUACCAUCGAGCAAGAUCAACGGUCCACAUUUUGAGAUAAUAAUCGAUCAACGCACACCUUUUGACAUUGAUCGAAAGCGAAGCGCGCAGAAGCCUAUUUGGUUUCAGCAGACUUAGAGCCCAAGACUUCACCAAAUUACAAGAUUGCCCCUGGCGAGUUUUUAACCUAAUAUUUAUAGCUUGCCAAAGUGUUUUAGGCAAAGUGUGCUUUCUUGUUUUCUUAUUUUCACAGCAAAGGUUUUCUAGGAUUUUAGUAGAGUUGGAGAGAAGAUCCAAAGAGAUUUGUGAUUGAAACUCCCUUACUAUCUAUUAUCUAUUUAUGCAGUUUUUAUACCUUGUGGUUAUGAAUUGCUUAGCUAUGUCUAAGUGGUUCUAUAUAUAGCUAGGUUUAGGGUUUAAAUAGGUUAUGAGGGAUUAGCCCGAACUGUAGAUUGCUAAGUUGUGAUAUUCAUCAUUAGGAUUGUCAUUAAUGCAUGUUUAUAGUUUAGCUAGCUAGGAGUUGUAGGCACAAAUUAACACUUGAAUCUCACCCUGAAUCCGUCCUAAUUGAGCUAGGAUUGUUAGAGUAAGGUGAAAGCUAAUCUAGUAAGCCUAGUGAGCAUUAUUAAACCCGCGCGUAAAGCUUGACUAAGAGCGCGUCGAUCAAUAUUCCUAGAUAAUAGACGGAGCAAUAGGUGUAUCGAUCGAUAUUCCUUUAGAAUCAUCGAUCGACACUUAGAUCUGGUCAAUAGACAAACCUAGAAAGCGAACGCCGAUCGGUUUGUUCAUAAGAGCUCUAUAAUAUCAUGCAUACAACUGUUAGGCAUCUGUAGGAAUUUAAUCCUGAUUACCUGAAUAUAAACCCUAAAUCUAGCUAUUUCAUUUAAGUACCAAAAACCCAUUCAAACCAAUCGAGCAACUGCCUUGAUCACAACCUGCUAUUUACAUUUAAACAUAAUCAACAUAGCUUAAUCACUCUGAUUAGAUUUAUUAUGUUCCGUAGCUCCUUGUGGAUUCGAUCCCUAAGUACUACAAUUGAACCUCUUAUUUGAGAGAGUAAUUCACUGCUUAGGGUAAUUUGAGUGAGAUCACCAGGUCGGGGAGACAUGAGGAAAGUUCCCCGGCUCCUGUUAUUCCGCUUCAGUAUGCAAAGAUGACGAAGCUCGUCAAGACCGAAUAACAACCUUUCCUCGCGAGCUUUGAUCACAAGAGUCAGAAGAUGUCUUAGAAAAUUAGGGCACAUCUGGGUAAACGAACCCAAUUUUGAGAGUAAGUCAAGCACAAGCUCUGCAAUCAGGAAAGCAAGGCCACAAUCUUCAAAGUAUGACCCCCUUUCUUUAUCCGAAUCAAAAGAAAGAGGGAUGGGGGGAUAAUUGUUGGGCCUGAUUUUGGUCGAUCAGUUAUUGGGAUGGAAUCAAUCAAAGAGAGCGACCAGGCUUGAUAGUUUAUUUAAAACCGGCCCGUUGUCCAGAAAGAGACGAACUAGAGUUGGUCAAUCCGAGAUCCCGACGAUCUCGAAACAGUUGAGUCAAUCUCGGGAUAAUACAUCUAUAAGAAGAUAUAAGAAGAGAGAGGAAGACAGAGAACGGGACAAGUGAAACCCUAAAGUCUUACACCAAACACACCGACCUCGACCUCAAGCUCUCUUAUUCUUUUCACCUUGUAAUCGAUUUUAGUUUCACUCCAAUUGUAUCUCGAUCUCAUUCAAUCAUUGUAUUCAAUCAUAUUAACUCAAUAAAAUCUAUUUUUCUCAAUCGGGAUCUGAUUACAUCAUUGUGUUAUGACGAUAUUGUUACCCUCAUCUUUUUUAUUCCCUAAUUGUACAUUUAAACACUACCAAAUACCUACUGUGGGUAGGAUCCACAUUAAGGUAAUUUUUAAUGAUAAAAGGACAAUUCUUUUUAUUUUGCAUCGCCUAAAACUAGUGGUUGGCUCCCUAUGGAAGAGUGAGUUUACACUAAAACUAUAAUCUUAUUGGUUCACAUAAUUUAUCCAAAUACCUUAAAUGUUGUGUAAGGAGAAUUGAUCUUCUCUCUAACCAUAAAACAAGACUAAUGAAUAAUAGAAAGCGUAGCCGUCAACAAUGACUUAGAAAACACAUAAGUAGGGUUCAGAGUCUUCCAAGGGUAUUAUGGUAACUUGUGGUAACUUCUGGGCUUUAGUUGUUAAUGAAAUAAACUCGGCCCGCAUUCUGGAAUCAACGUCAACCGACACCAAGGGUGCACCAUCGAUCGAAAUUCCAUUCGUCUCGUUGACAGCUCUCUCUCGCGAGACAGACUAACCACUCCUCCGUAACACAUGCAUAAGUUUUGAUCUAACCGUUUGAUUGACCUCAAACCGGUGGCAUUGGAAAGCUAUUUUAAAGCUCUAUCUUUGUUUUUUUAAAGAUGGACUCAUUCUCACCGUGGGAAGGUCUGCAUUCAUAUCUAAACAUCUGACACGUCUGUACAGCCCUGCACCUCAAAAGGUUCCAAAAGACUUCAAAAUCACCACUUUCCUUCAAAUCGUCCAUUAACCUGAAAUUAUACUAAAUAGACUCCUAUAUAGAAUAAAUAUGUCUAAAAACAUCUAUAUACCAUGGCUAAAAGUGGGUAAAAUCCAUGGUAUAUCAACUCCCCAGACUUACCUUUUUGCUUGUCCCCAAGCAAAAGAAACGGCAAUCUCUCUAAAAGAGGUUUGAAAACAGCAGGGACUCACACAAUUUAAGAACUCAUAUCAUCACCUCUACAUUAUUGCAAACCACAUCAAAUCAAUCACAACUUUAGAGGUACUUUAUAUGCAAUAUCCUAGCAUAACAACCAAUUCCAUAUCAGCAAACAACUUAACUAAUCAUGUCUACCUCACUUCAUACAUAUCAAAUAAAGGUGUAGGUUUACCUUGGGAGUAUCGAUCACUGUGUUAGGGAAAAAUACGCCGAUAUCAUUUCCUCCAGCCUCCAGGCAGGACCCAGACCCCCGGGUCCCCGAUACAGGAACGCUCCAGGUCCCCGCUAAAAGGAACCCUGGGACCAGUCCCAGGGACCGACCUCUCUUCCGAGAAAUGGAAGAUUUCCGAUAAGGAGAACCUUCCAUAUUUCCGAAUAUGGAAGAGUUCAACCUAAAUCAAACCGACUUCAAGGCGACUAUAUAAGGGCUCCUAAGUCCCAAAAUCAAAGGAUCGACUUCUCCAAGGCUUAGAGACUAGGGUUAGACAGCUAGAAUUAGGGUUCUUACCUAAUACUUUGUAACCUUGUUUACUCUCGCUUGUUCUACCUAAUAAAACGUUUUUUGAAGACUAUCUUCUUAUUACUUUACCCAAAUCCUCACGAAACAUACAAACCUACUCAAAACAGAUACGACUCUCUAGCUUAUCCAUCGUUCUGUGGUACUCUAAAAGAGCCUACACAAAAAUCCCUUAACAGUUUGGCACUAGAAGGAGGGGAGUAAUCUAACUACGUGAUGAUGGCGAUGGAUGAGCGCAACGAGCUAUCCGAAGCCGUUCGAAGAAAAACCGAGCCCCAGGGGCUACCCGGCGACUUGCAAAGCCGAGAAACUAAACUACAUCAAGCCCACGUCAUAUUCGGUUGGCUGGAGGCAGGUGAUGUAAGCCAACCCGCCGUCAAUACCAACAGUGUAGGGAACGACCCUGAAACCAUCAAGUCGGAACACCCUGGGACCGACAAGAUAGGUUUCACAGUCGAAGAACAAGAGAAGGUCUUGGUUCCACAUCAUGACGCCCUCGUCAUCUCGCUUACUAUAGCAAACUGUCUGGUCAAGAGGAUACUGGUGGAGAGUGGUAGUUCUUGUAAUAUCAUCUUCCAUGCUGCAUAUCAAGGUCUAGGGCUGGAGGAUAAUGCCCUGAUACGCAGAGUGACCCCCCUCUUCGGGUUAAGCGGAGAAAUCAAACGAACAACGGGGGAAACCAUCCUCCCUACCUACGCGGAAGGGGUCAGUUUACACACCAAGUUCCCGGUCGUUAACUGCCACUCUUCCUAUAACGGGAUCCUGGGCCGAGCAUGGAUUCACAGCAUGGGGGCAGUCCCCUCAACUCUCCACCAGAUAAUAAAAUUCCCCACACCCUGGGGCAUUAGAGCGAUUAAAGGAGAUCAGGAAACCGCUCACCACUGCUACCAGGUCGCUCUAAAGAAAUGGGCUGAGGUAGCUCCACCAUCGCAAAGCACGCCUCAGGCUCCACAUAUGGUAGAACCCGAGAUUGAAGAUAUGGAUGACAUGCCGUUGAUCGAAGGAAACUCGACCCGUAACCUCAAGAUCGGCUCCAAACUCUCCGAGGGGCUGAGAAGAAUGCUGAUAGAAUUCAAGGCAGUUCUUUCAAGGCUGCGUCCUCCUCCUCGUGGGUGGCGAAAUAAGAGGCUCGGUGUAGGGCGUCAUCCAACGAGAUAGUUCUCGUACCGCCAAUUCUUCCCUGAAUUUGGAUGAGAACCAGACGCCAUUCUUUAGUGCCGCGAGGGCAACGACUUCGUUCGGAUGUGAGAUCUUGGCCUUGAUUUCUCGGGAUUUGUUUAUGUACGCUCUAAAUGGCUCGAAAGACGCUUGUUUGAGAUUCCAGAGAUCUGCUUCGGCAACUCUGGUCUAUAUGAAUUGUCGAGGGCGGCCCCGGUGAGGUUCUCGGCAAAGAAGCGGCAGCAACCUGCUUCUUUUUCGUCGUCGGUGAGGUGUGCUCUAGAUAUUUCUAAACGGAAGGCUCGUACAUGGGCCUUCGGGUCUGUGUUUCCGGCGUAUUCGGGGAAUUUCAGUUUCCCGAUGUGAUGCAGCCUUACACUGGCGAUUGUUUGAGAAUGGAGUCCUCCUCGUUUCUUCGAUGACCAUGUCGAUAUCGGGAGAAGAACUGAUAGCCAUGUGCACGAUCGCAUGUAUCCUUUUGAGCUCGGCAUCGUUCCUUUCGAUAUAAUUCUGAAACGUCCCAGUUUCGCUCGGGAUCCCUAAGUCUUCCCUUUGGGGGUCGAUAUUGACGGGACCGCGAAGGUCGUGUCUCCGAGCUUGUUCCGUUAGGCUAUCAAAUCCUGCUUGAUGGAAGGUUCUCAUCGUGGAUGGAGUUAGAUUCUCGGAGAUAGAAUGGUUCGGUGGUGGGAUCAGUGUCCUUGGCUUCCCCUGCCUUUUCGUUGAUCCGUUCUGGAAUUGGAUCGGAGUGCUUCGUGGGCGUUGGGAGCCCAGUAUUGAUUUGGUCCAAUCCACUGUAGCUUAAGCUUCAGUGGGUUAUGCCUUGGGGCGAGGGUCGUUGUGAAUUUUCUCCCAUGUAGCGCCCAGAUCGAGCGCUUGGGAUCUCUGGAGUACCGAACAGUCCAGCGCUUUGAGGGUUGGACGUCGCUCUUAACGGAUCGAGGGGCAUUUGAUUUCUUUCUCGAAUGUUUGCAGCUCGAUGCUCUGCGAGCCCCCUUUCGGCUUGAUCCAGUCUGUUAGCAACAGAUUGGUUGGCGAUCCUUUGACUACGAAUCUUGUCGAUUAGAGUUGUCAUCUUUCCUCGGAGUUCGGUUAGUUACCUCGAGUUUGGGCUAGAGGAGUCGGCGAAAUCAGUCUGGAUUGGGAUCGGGUCAGGUCGUUGGAGGAUGGUCUGUCUCCAGGGCGGUUCCAGACCCGAGCUCCAGCUCGUUCCGAGAUUGAUGUCUGAUUGAUUGGAAGAGAUCCAUCUUGACAUGAAGUCUCGAUUGGAGGGAUUUGUUGCGUCGGGGCUGUUUCGGUCGCGUCGUUGGCUCCCGCUAACCCAAUUGGUGUCACUCUGGUUCCCAAGUCGGGCCCGACAGGAUUGAUGUCAUUGACCGUCAAAGGAGCUGUCCCAGUGGUCUGAUUAGGAUCCAUAAUCGCGCUUAGGAAACUUAGAUCAGUUUCUUUAGCAAAGAUGUUUUUCGUUUAUCUUCCCCGCAGUUGGCGCCAAAAUAUAGAACCUAAAAUCUACACUAAGUAUUUGAUAGUGAUCGGGAGUUUGAUCUAGGAAAGAUAAAAGAUGUAGGCAACAAUAUCUUUAGAACACAACGAUGUUAACAGUUUCCAUUACGCAAAAAUGGACUUUAUUGAUGAAUAGAAUCGAAUACAAUAAGUUGAACUAGAUCGAAUUACACAAGUGAGAUCGAUAAAUCUAAGAACGGGAAAAAACAAGGUCGAUGUAUGUGUGUAGCUCUCUCUAGGGUUUUCAAUGUCUCCUUCUCCGUGUUCCUCCUUCCUCCUUUGUAGUAAGUCGAUCCCGUGAUAUUCGUAACGGCUCACAGAUCUUCGUCUCCUGUUCCGUGAUCUCCGCGACCUCGGCGAGACCUCUUCGAACUCGUAUUCUCGUUGUGGGCUUCAGCUCCCUAAGGCCCGUGUCUUUGGUCGUGGCCUGUUAGUAUAUGGACCAAAAUUGGUUCCAACAUUUGUCCCCCAGCCUCUUUUGAUUUAAUUGAAAAUGGAAAGAGGCGGUUUAUCAUUUAACCCGAGUCUCUUCGCUUGAUGACCGGUAUCGCUUGGAUUUGAUUUGAUGAUGAUUUUUGCCGCCGCUAGGGCGAAGACUAGGUCUUUAUUGUUUUUCUCGAAAGCGGUGAUAGAGCCGUUAAGGUGGCUUACAUAUACGUAGACGAUCUCCGCGACCUCGGCGAGACCUCUUCGAAAUCGUAUUCUCGUUGUGGGCUUCAGCUCUCUAAGCCCCGUGUCUUCGGUUGCGGCCCAUUAGUAUAUGGACCAAAAUUGGGUCCAACAGUGACCACCUACUAGCGAGGCAGGAAGAGAGGGUAAAUCAGAAUUCAUCUUUCUCAAAUCAGGGAUGAUCUGGUGAGAAGCGCUGUGCAUCCUAAAUAUACGCCCAACCCUUUCCUUUUUAAAGACAGAGAAAAGGAAAUCGAAUAUUUCCAAAUCUCCUUGAGAAUCGUUAACAAAGGGUGACCGGCCUAGAAUGAAGGAAAUCCGAUCCAGGAAGGAAAAACGCUACUCAGAUCACGCUCCCGCCUUUUUCUGGUUCAAAGGAUCCUAGCUUAAGAGACUUCGGUUCUCUUCAACAAGAACUCUCCCCAGCCUCAUCGUCUCCAGAAAAUUCAAGACGCUACUAUCAAGCUCCAACUAAGUAAGUUGGAACCAAUCCUUGCCCGGGUUCAGGACCGAUGAAGCGGAGUCCUGCCUAAGGGGAGCCUGCUGAGAAUGAGCAACCCCGGUUGACUUGAGUGCACAGGUUAUUCCCCGAGUUCGAUGACGAAAUUGAACAAUAAGGGGAAAACUGUUAGGGAAAAAUAACUCGGUAUCAUUUCCUCCAGCCUCCAGGCAGGACCCACAUCCUCGGGUCCCUGAUACAGGAACGCUCCAGGUCCCCGCUAAAAGGAACCCUGGGACCAGUCCCAGGGACCGACCUCUCUUCCGAGAAAUGGAAGAUUUCUGAUUAGGAGAACCUUUCAUAUUUCCGAAUAUGGAAGAGUUCAACCUAAAUCAAACUGACUUCAAGGCGACUAUAUAAGGGCUCCUAAGUCCCAAAAGCAAAGGAUCGACUUCUCUAAGGCUUAGAGACUAGGGUUAGACAGCUAGAAUUCGAGUUCUUACCUAAUACUUUGUAACCUUGUUUACUUUCGCUUGUUCUACCAAAUAAAACGUUUCUUUAAGCCUAUCUUCUUAUUACUUUACCCAAAUCCUCACGAAACAUACAAACCUACUCAAAACACAUACGAUUCUCUAGCUUAUCCAUCGUUCUGUGGUACUCUAAAAGAGCCUACACAAAAAAACCCCUAACACACUGGACACAUGGACUCUUACUCAAGCAAGUAUCUGAACAUACAUGUAGUCUUAUCUAGUUCAUUUCUUCUCUCUCUUCUCACUUCUUCUCAGCCAAUGUCUCCCUUUUCUAAAGGGUAUCAUUUUAUUUUUUUAAUUGACAGAGAUAAUUUGGACAUGCUUCCAUGAAUCAAACUCUAAUGGUUGUAGCCACUAGAUCCUGUUCACUUCUUUUUGACCUUUAUCUUUUUCUAGAAUUUUAAUGAAUCAAGCUUUAAUGGUUGUAGCCACCAAAUUCUGUUCUUAUCCUUUUUAAAACUGAAGGGGAGUGAGGGGGGAGUAGCGACACACAUACUUUCUUACCUUCCGGACUUGCAGGAAGAAUCCAAUCCAAUGUAUACCAAGCCCGAAGACAAGCAGAUUAAGCUCAAUUAGGUUGGAGGUCAGCUUUGGUUCCUUCAAACAAUAUCAGCAAGUGUGGAUAAUUGGCUGGUGACCCGCUUUGGUAUCUCUAGUACACUCUGCGGUCAAUAAAUCUAAGAAUGGUGCUAGAGAGUGGUUAGAUAAUCCUUCUUGACUCAAUAAAACUCUUUUGAAAACAUUUUAUAAAACUCAUAGAUAAAAUAAAUAUCAAUAAACCUCCCCCAGACAUAGAUUACACUGUCCUUAGUGUUUAUCUAGCCGGAGUUUGGUGGGAAAUAAAUCAUAAGUGCAUAAGUAACAAGGUAGAACGAUAUACCUGCUCGCUGAUGUUGAUUAUCAAUCCACGUGUUUGAGUUUUCGUCGGCUGAUUCUGGUGUGGUACUGUUGAUUGAUAUCGAUCUGGUCUCAUCGCUCAGUAGGCCAGGAAAUCGUCUCCACGGAUCCUUUUUUUAUAUACCCAAAAUAAAGCAUAAUAUUAGUAGAACCUCCCCCUGACUUAAACAACACUGUCCCAGUGUUAUACAGUCUAAGAUGGUUGGAAGAUAAACCAUAAGUACUAAAUUUAACAAGGUUUCGCGAGUAUAACUGCCAUUGAUGUCAGUAUCGCCCAACACAGUUAAGUGGCGAUCGAUACUUAUGAUGCUCUGUCGAUCGAUACGCUGGCCAGCAGUCGAUCGAUGCUGGUCCUAAACUCAUGAACCUUGGAUCUCUUUUUUUUUGCAUAAAAUUUGAAAACGAAAAUCAGUAAAAAUUAAAACUUAGCUUUAAAGAAAAUACCUAAUAGUGGGUUGCCUCCCACUUAGCGCUUAUUUUUAGUCAUUAGCUUGACUUCUAGAGAUCUGAAUCAGUCCGGAUGAGAAUGUGAACUUGCUCCAAAACAAGUGUUAGUGUCUCUCUUCCUUAUCUUGUUGAUGCAGUUGAUAAAAGCUCUUGCAGAAACUUUCCCUUGCUCUCCUAGCUCUGGAUCACAUAGCACCCUAACCAUGGUAACAGGUUCUGGACCUCCUCUGCAGCGCACUCUACACUCAAGAUUUCCUUCUUGACAUUGCGAAGAGACUAGUGACAGGAGAUCUGCGUACCUUCUUCUUCUUUUUCUUCUUCCUCUUCCUAGUCCUUCCCCUAGACUUAGACUUUUCAGUCUUGGUCUGUUCUGAAAUUCGGAGGGUGUCGAUCGAUGUGGAUGGCUGAAUGGCAAUCGAUUCUCUAGGUAGCCUGUCGACCGAUGCUGCUGGCUGAAUGUCGACCGAUGGUGAAAAUGGUUUUGCAGGCUCAAGACUCGAAUCGACUGUACGUGCUGGAUCUUCAAACAUCUCUAUGCAUGAAAUAAACUCCUCACUCUUAUUCUUUUCAACAGGAUCGUAGAAGAAUCUUUCAUCAACAUUCGUCAAGCAAAUCUUAUUCUUCUUUAGAUCACAAACUGCCCCUACUGUAGCCAUGAAUGCCCUUCCAGAAAGUAGAGAAGAUGUCUUGCCUGAUUUGAUCUCCACGACAGGAAAGUCCACAGGGAUAGUGCAUUCCCCUAUCUCCACCUUAACAUUCUGGAUCAUUCCUGCUGAGUUUGCUUUGUACUUCUUGGUAGCACACUCGUAAGUUAAUCUCGGUUAUACUCCUCCUGUAAGUAUAUUACUUUGAAGCCUUCAUUGUGGAUAUCAUAUAGUGACACCUUUAUUCAUUAGGCUCAUUUGAAUUUGAUGUUGUUCUACCUAUAGUAUAUGUCAUGAGUGGAGGGAAGAAGUUAGAGCCCAACGUUUGUCAAAAUUGCGUGAUAUGAUCAUUAGUCUAUUAUAUAUAUAUCAUAGCAAACAUUUUGUUAUUCGUAUUCUGAGUAAUCUAAUCCUUUUAUUUGUCAUAGGGUCCAUACUCACUUAAAAUGAAGGUUCCAUCUUUAGUCCUAAUAGCUCAACAGCGUCUAUGGCCAUGAUGCUAACUACAGAUCCAGUAUCGCAGAGGUCAUCUGGCAAGUCUUGGUCAUGUAUACAGCAUGGAAUCAGGAACUUUCCAGGAUCUUGCUCCUUCUUCAGAGUCAUCUUAGGUUUACGGAUGACCUUGUUGAAUAGCAGCUCAAUGUCCUUAUCUGUCUCUCUGCUCUCUCGGAAGAAAUUACCAAGUCUGUACUUAUAAUAUGCUUUCCCCGAAAGACAUAUCCUUAGGAACCCUCUUCACCCUCUUAUUAAAUUCAUCAACUUCCACUUUGUUAGCUUCUCUCCUAAGGUGUUUGGGAAUAUAGGGUUUCCUAGAUUUCACUUUCUUCCCACUUGUAAUUCUUUAUUCAGUUGCCUGCUGUUCCAUGGAAGGUUCGUGUCCAUCCAUUUGGUGUCGAUCGAUAUCUGGUUUAUGUCGUCGAUCGAUACUUUCAACGAAAGAGGUUUCAGCUAGGAUCGAUUGCUCUUGCUCCGGUGCCUCUGCAUGUUGCUGACUGGUCUCCUCUGGUGUCUUUAAACAAACUGAUGUUUGAGAUUGGUUUCGAGUUGCAUUCAAGCGGUCUGCAUCCAUGCUUGGUAAACGCACUCGAUAUGUCAAAGGCGGGCAUCGAUUGCCGCUCGGCUGCUGUUGCCGUUCAGUGUUCACAUCUUGUUGUCGAUCAAUGUUUUCCCUUUUAGAACAGUACAGGAUGGGAGGAUGAGGGUAUCGUGCGGUGAAGUCUGAAUGGAUCUGAAUUCGAACAGUUUUUUCGAUCCCAAAAGUGGUGUCGAUUGAUGCUCGGCUGAUGAUGUCGAUCGGUGCUCAGUUGUUGGUGUCGAUCGACACCAGUACGAGCUUCCUAUGGUCAUGGAGCUUUCGACUAGAAACGCAUCUUCUUCCAGCUGCUCCUGCUCGAGCACUUCCCCAAAGUCAUUAUCUGAGAUGGUAUCAACAUGGUGCCUCUCACUUUCCACAGCUUUCCCUUUGACCAUAGCUUCUUGCUUCUUCACAGCUUCUGCAGUCUGAGAAACCUGGGUAUCCAGCAUCAUGACAUGGACAUCUAAGGUUUCAAAUUUUCUAUUCAGCUCUUUGUAGAGAACAUCCAACCUCAGAUUUAAGUAUGCACUCGUCUCCUGCUGAAUUUCCAGGACCUUCUCUAUCAUAGAUUACAUCGUUUAUAUAUGGCCCUGAUCCUCAUCCUUCUCAACAGCAUGUUCUACCAACGAGACUUCAUGUACAUAACCAAUGUUGGCUUCAACUAUCUUGUCACCAUCUAUUACAGCCUAUCUCAUCUUGUGCAUAUCCAAAUUCUUGGAAACUUUUCUUGACACUCAGUUCUCAAUCAAUUCCUUAGCUUCCUCUAGGAUCCUUGUCUCGAAGUUUCCUUCGCUUGCAAGAUGCAGCCUUAUAUAAUAUCGCACAUCAAUACCCUUGCAAAACCUCUUCAACGACUGAAUCUCUGUAAAACCAUGAUGUGGACAGUCCUUUUGGUAUCUCCUAAACCUCUCCCAAGAGCUUUUGAAAGCUUCUCUAGGUCCCUGAGAGAAUGGCCAAAUCUCAUCUCUUAUCUCUUCAGCCUUUUCAUCAUAAAAAAAUUUAGUCAAAAACGCAGUCCUGACAUCAUUCCAGGUAGUGAGAGAUCUUGGUGGUAAUUGCUUCAGCUAUCUAAUCGCAUUCCGAGAAAGAGAAUAUUUGAACAGCUUAUAGAUGAUGUAGUCUCAAUAUGAUCCAAGGGAUUUUCAUGUGGAAGACCAUGAAAAAGGUGCUAAUCCAAUAGAACCAGUAUGCGGGUUUCAUAUUAACUCCUUGGAUCGCUGGAGGUUGAAUUGCAUUCCUAUUGGUAUAGAACUGACUCGACAGGAUCCAUUCUGCCAUCGUUCUCUGUCGAAGAACUCUAUCAACCUCUGUAGCAGCAGAUGUGUCAAGGAUUACAGCCCUAUGUGCAUAUACUUUAUGACCUGCUGCAUUACACAUAUGACCCUCAGGGUCAUGCAGGUCUCCAUUCUCAUUCCUUGUCAGCACAGGAGCCGCGACCAUGUUGUCUGUUCGCGGUUUGGUAUCUAUCGACGCUAGAUUUGAAGUGUCGAUCGUUGCUCUCUCACAAAUGUCGAUCGACGAAGAAGAGUUGGUGUCGAUCAAUGCUGCACGUUUCUCUUUGCGGGUCGUGCGUUCCAGUCGUGGUGGGUCUGAGAAGAAUAGUAAUUCCUCCUUGCUGCUUUUGGUACAAUUGGGCAUGUACCUGAAAAACAAGAAAAAACUUUUGUGAAUAACUUAAAACAGUAAAUAAAACCUAGACUAAACCUAAUAAUCAAGUCUAAUGGCGAUCAAAGCUCCCCGGCAACAGUCUCAAAUUUGAUAUCACUCAAAUUACCCUAAGGAGUGAUUUGUACCCUCUCAAAUAAGAGGUUGAGUUGUAGCACUUAGGGAUCGAAUCCCCAAAGAGCUAGGGCACACAAUAGACUAUAGAAAUCAAGAUUAAGCUAGGCAAACAGUUUAUAAAACAGUAAAUAAAUGAAUGCAAGGUGAACAAAGUAGUUGUUCGAUUGGUUAAUUGAGGUUGUAACCAAUUAGGAGAAAUAGCUAGACUAAGAGAUUUAUCAAUCAAGAGAUUCAAUACUACAAUCAAGGAUGCUAAGGGUUUUAUAGAUUCAAUUCUAGAACUCGAUUUUAAUAAGUAGCAAUCCAGCUUUCGCAUGCAAUUGCUAAUCAGCUGUCUAAGUCCUAUGUUCCAGCUUUCGCGUGCGGACCAGAAGUCAAGCUAAAUGACUAUAACAAAGCGCUGAGUGGGAGGCAACCCACUAUUAGGUAAUUUCUUUCAGUUUAGUUUUGAUUGUCACUGAUUCAAGUUUUUAUUUAUUGUAGAUAAAAAAAAAAGACAGAUGAACAGUAACUACAGUUGUGUAGCAACCGCACUGUAGCAGAUGCACUGUAGCAUCGAUCGACACUGUAGCAAGGAAAUCGAUCGACACUGUAGCAAAAAAUCGA